AUGUCUUGUCAGCAUGAUCACAAGAACGACGUCACCGUUCGUAUAGUUAAUAUUUUAGCCGAAGAGCGCGGUCGCAUUUCUCUCCAUAGACACCCUUUUCACACCCUCUACCUUUUUAUACGCUACCUUAGCUCCUGGGUGAGGCAAGUCCUAAGCUAUUUAUUGAGGAACCCGCUAUUGUACUAUAUUUAUAUUCCCCUCAUUGCCGGUUUCCUGGGGUUCUCUUUAUAUGGGUGCCCCUCCUUCACGGAGCAUAUUUUCACGGUUCUAGAUACCGAACAUCACGGACAAAUAACCGGAGAAAACCUAGAGCGAUACUAUUCACACAUUUUGGGAUGGAAGCCCGGUGCCGGCCACCAAGCCGCUUUCACAUUUCCGAACGGUGUAAAGGCGCUCACAGCACCACAAUUCGAACGAUGGUGGCGUCAGACGAAAGAUUUAUAUCGCCAAGAUGUGUAUUUCAGCCACGGAUGGUGGCGGGAGGUGGAAUAUUAUGUGGUGGAUGUACUUUAUUGGGUGGUUCUCGGGGUUUUAUCCUCCGCGGGGUUCGGCACGGGCAUGCAUUCGGGGCUUUUAUUUCUAUUUCCACACAUCUAUCUGACGCGUGCGGCCGGGACUCGGUGCGGGAAUACGCAGUUUUGGAAUUAUCCGGUCAACCCCUUGUAUGGGCCCCGUGAGCGGGUAUUCCUCUGCAUUUCCCCCAAUAUCGACGCUACCGACGGAUUAGCGCCAUCAAUCCUCGACUGCGUGCGCAAGGUGCUGCCGGCCUGCGUGGCUUGGGGGUUCGGUACGGCACUCGGCGAGUUGCCACCCUAUGCCCUGAGCUAUGCCGCCGCCAAACAAGGACGAAAACAACACGAACUCGAGCAGGUAUUCUCCUAUAAUAUACUAAACUACAUGAAGGACUGGACGCUGCGCAAUAUCAAGCGAUAUGGGUUCUUUGCCGUGCUUUUACUCUCGGCGUGGCCAAAUAUGGCGUUCGACCUGUGCGGUAUGGCCUGCGGGCAAUUUUUGAUGCCCUUUUGGACAUUCUUCAUUGCCACUGUUAUUGGGAAGGCUUUGAUUAAGGUAACCCUCCAGUCUGUGUUUUUCGUAACCCUUUUUUCGGGUCAUAACGUAGAGAAUUUUAUUUUUUGGUUAGGCGACAAAGUGUCAAGCAUGCUUCCUGCGAGAAUUCAUGUAAAUGAGUUAGUGAAUAAAACCGUUGGUACCGUCGUGAAAGCUCGCGAGAGCAUUGCAAGUCGUGCCAUAGGCAACCUGACUUUGGAGGAUAGAACCUCCACUACAGAAGAAUCACCCAUUCUUAUGCUUUUUAACUUUGUGAUGAUAUUGGCUGUCGGGUUAUUUACGAAGUCGAUUGUUGAGUCAUUUGCGGUUUUGGUACAGGAGAAGGAUGAUAAAAAAAUUUUAGAUAUAGUCAGAGAUCUACUAAAGGGAGAGUUUUCCACAAGGAAAUCCUCCAACUUCAGCGACAAAGAACUGCAGUGCCUUCUAUAUGACGCUAAAAAGCGAGCAUACUCUAAUAGGCACAAGCCUCAUGCCCCAGACUUGAAGAAUUCAAAAGUGUCGUAUCCAUCGCCAUUUAAAGCUCUUUCUUUCAAUUUUAGCGUGCCUCUGGGUAUUAAAAUUUCCAUCUUGUUGUUGGUAUUUGUCUGGAGCUUCGUAUCCGGCAAUGAAGUCGCGUCCAUGUUGGGCACUUUAUUGCUGUUCCACACGUUCCUAUGGUGUAAAUUUUUUACCAACCAUGUCAGCAAGUGGGUUCUUUACCCCGUUCGUGCGUUGACGGUUAUUGCAGUAAUAUAUAUAUGCAUCUUGUGA
Phytomonas sp. Hart1 is the source of this 1818-nucleotide messenger RNA. Lineage: Eukaryota; Euglenozoa; Kinetoplastea; Trypanosomatida; Trypanosomatidae. The record is from the annotation of a GenBank genome assembly.